Messenger RNA from Pelobates cultripes (western spadefoot toad), 423 nucleotides. The record is from the annotation of a GenBank genome assembly. NCBI's taxonomy places the organism in Eukaryota, Metazoa, Chordata, Amphibia, Anura, Pelobatidae.
AUGAACUCAGAAGAGUUCCACUCGCUCCUGGAUGCUACCAUGAGCAUAUCCGUUACCCAAGCCAUUUACACUGCCAUGGGGGUUAUGUCGGACAACUUGUCCCACUCCAUCUCUUCCGCUAUCAUGCCAUCUGGCCGGGCCUCCGGCCCAACGCCCCCUAUGGCCUCUGAUAAUAAGUCGAUGGUCCCUAGCGACCGCAAGGCUACGAGCAAAUCUCCCCUUGUGACAAAUUUUGCCUCCAAAAAUGUUGUGAUGGACAGGUUGUGCCCUGUUGAUAUUGGGCAAAAGAGGUGCGGACUUGGAAGAGGGCAAAAGCCCUGCCUAAUUCGUCCAACUCUGAUUCAGACUCAGAGGAGGUUUCAGACAGGUCCGAUGCCAUCGACCCAGUUUACUCGGAGGACUCUUCCCCCGAAUGCAGUGUGA